UUCCCUCCAUGCAAACAUGUUCAUGUCAUCAGCAGAUGACGGAGCAGAGCAUGGCUUCCACUACUCUGCUUCAGAUCCAGAUGCUGUUGUUUCCUCUGUGGUCCCUGUGAAGGAAGGAUGACAGAACCCUGCAGACCAGACGCUCCACUCCAGCCUCACCUCCACCCUGCACACACCGACUCUGCCAAUAGACCAGUGGAUGAUAAUCACUCUGAUACUUGGUGAACAAAAGGGCCAGAUUCAUAUUGGACUCCAUUUUGAAAGAUCCCUUCGUAAUGCAAAUACUGUAACACGCGAGAGAAAGAAGAAGCCGCCCACAGAGCCAGUUCAGUUUCAGGAAGCAUCAGAAGAGAAAAAGAUGAGACAGUCACUGAAGAUCAUCUUCUGCUUUAUCACAGCGGCCUGCGUGAGGGUUUUGCCUGCCACUGGGAAUCAACCGAAAAGAUGUAGCAGUGGAUCUGUUCAUGUGACUGGCUUUGUUGGAUUGUCUGUCUGCAUCAAAUGCGCAUAUCCACCUAAGAUGAAAAAUGGUGUGAAGGAAUUCUGCAGAGUCAAUGGAGACAAGUGCUCCAACCUCAUUUCUGCCCACAUGUCAAAUACCACAAGAAAAGACAGGUUUCUCCUGGAGGAUCACAAACAACAAGAGCACUACAGGGUGACCAUGUCAGAACUGACCGUGGAUGACAGUGGAAAGUAUCUGUGCCGUGUUAACUACGGUGAAACACAUGGCUGUUUGACUGAAGUCACCUUGGCAGUGAAGAAGUUGGAUGACGUUGAGCCGACUGUAGUCCCUGGUGUUCUUGGCAGAAGCGCUGCGAUCACUUGUCCCUAUCACGACAGUCACAGGGAUGAUGACAAGUGUCUGUGCAAGGGAGCGGAUCCCCGCACUUGUGAUGUCCAGAAAAUAGUUCCGCACCGUGAGUUCAAAAGGUCAAAAUACUUCCGUGUGGUCAUCAGAAAUCUGACCAAGAAGGACAUCGAUACUUACUGGUGCUGCUCAAAUACAACAUGGCGCCACGGAGUUUUCCAAAUAAAGCUUUCUCAUUCUGAACAUCAUCAAAGAAAGGGGAAGAGCGACUCUUCAUCUAGCGAGGUCACUGACGCGUCUGAGAAAAGAGAGGGAUCAGGCACACAGUCAUCUGACGGCCGAAAUAUUCCCAAAGUGAUUUCCGUUGUUGUUGGUGUGCUGUUGGUCGUGACAGCGUCUGUGGCAUCUGUGGCACUUUACAAACUGAAGCUCAGCAAGAACACAGGGCGCAGUGCGGAGAGGCAGGAACAUCCUCCACACAAUUUUAAGGAACCCCGGGAGGAUCACCAGUAUGAGGAGAUCAGUGAACCGCCUUGCGCACAGACUCCAGGACGCCAGUUGACCACCGUUUAUGUCACUGUCAAUCGUCCAGAAGAGAACCUUCAAUACGCUUCCGUUCAUUUCCAGAAAAACACUGACGAUAAAGUGGAGUAGAAUGUAGCGGGCACUGACGGAUUCGAAUUCUCCUGCUAGUAUAAACAGCUGCAUUUCAUUUUCCAGGUCUCGAGCUGCCACUUUUCUUUUCUUAAGAAUCAUGUGGCUCUUAUGUUAAAAAAAAGCAGGACGUCACUUCUUUUUUAACUUUUAUUUCAUGCGUUACAAGUUUUCAAUGUUAUCGUAUGACGUACACCGUAGAUUGUUGCUAUUUAGCGCCUCCAUGUGGCGGGUAUGAGAUUGUGCCAUU
Synchiropus splendidus (mandarinfish) is the source of this 1712-nucleotide messenger RNA. RefSeq names its product polymeric immunoglobulin receptor-like. Gene Ontology annotation, molecular function: transmembrane signaling receptor activity. The coding region runs from base 200 to 1462 and encodes 420 amino acids. The record is from RefSeq and is a predicted model, not a curated record. NCBI's taxonomy places the organism in Eukaryota, Metazoa, Chordata, Actinopteri, Syngnathiformes, Callionymidae. The transcript is spliced from 9 exons. Gene Ontology annotation, cellular component: plasma membrane.